ACCACUGGCUCUAAAAUGAGUCUCUCUGGGGAGAGAGAGGAGGGGACCACUGCCUCUAAAAUGACUCAAGACACCAGUUCUAAGAGUGUCCAGAAGCCCAGAGCAGAGUCACCUGCCCCCAGCCUGCUAUCAAUGAAGAGUGAUCAGCCACCUGCUUUCAGCCAGGAACCAUUACCAGAUGACAAUAAGGAAGUGGAGAGUUUGGACAGUGAGGAUGCAUUAAAGAUCACACACAACCUUCUGGACAGAAGAAGUCAAACUCUUCUGACAGUCCAACAAGACAUUAAGGCUAAACUGAAACACAAGUAUCAACACAUAUCUGAAGGAAUUAGACACCAUGGAAACCAAAGUCUGUUAAAGGACAUCUACACAGAGCUCUACAUCACAGAGGGUGGAAGUGGAGGGGUCAAUAAUGAACAUGAGGUGAGACUGAUAGAGAUGGCAUCCAAGAAACAAACCACACAAGAGACACCAAUCAAAUGCAACGACAUCUUCAAGCCUUUAGCUGGACAAGACAAACCUAUCAGAACUGUGCUGACAAAAGGAAUCGCUGGCAUUGGAAAAACAGUCUCUGUGCAGAAGGUCAUCCUUGACUGGGCAGAGGGAAAAGCAAAUCAGGACGUUCAUUUCAUGUUUCCUCUUCCUUUCCGUGAUCUGAACCUGAAAAAGGACCAAUACAGUCUGAUGCAACUUCUUUCCCACUACUUAUCAGAGCUGAAAGAGAUUGACAACAUUGAAGAUGGUGAAACCAAAACUGUUUUCAUUUUUGAUGGUCUGGAUGAGUGUCGACUUCCUCUAGACUUCAAAAACAAUGAGAGGUGCUGUGAUGUCACGAAGCCAACCUCAGUGGACGUGCUGCUGACAAACCUCAUCAAGGGGAAUCUGCUUCCCUCUGCUCUCCUCUGGAUAACCUCACGGCCUGCAGCAGCCAAUCAGAUCCCUCCUGAGUCUGUUGACCAGGUGACAGAGGUACGAGGGUUCAAUGAUCCACAGAAGGAGGAGUACUUCAGGAAGAAAAUCACAGAUCAGAAUCUGGCCAAUGAAAUCAUCACCCACAUAAAAACAUCAAGGAGCCUCCACAUCAUGUGCCACAUGCCAGUCUUCUGUUGGAUAUCAGCCACUGUCCUUGAGAUGAUGCUGAAAGAGGCAGAGAAGGAUGAAGUCCCCAAAACUCUGACCCAGAUGUUCACACACUUCACGCUCAUCCAAAUCAUUGUGAAGAACAAGAAGUACAACAAAGCCACAGAGACAAACCCAAAGGAACUGUCUCAGUCAGACAAAGAGAUGAUCCUGAAACUGGCAAAGCUGGCUUUCCAACAGCUGCAGAAGGGCAACCUGAUCUUCUAUGAGGAGGACCUGAGAGAGUGUGGCCUUGAUGUCACAGAGGCAUCAGAGUACUCAGCAUUGUGUACAGAGAUCUUUAAAGAAGAAUCUGGGCUGAACCAAGACAAGGUCUACAGCUUUGUGCAUCUGAGCAUGCAGGAGUUUCUAGCAGCAGUGCAUGCUUUAGAAUCAUGUCUGGACAAGAAGGAAAAUGUUUUUUCCACCACUAGUGAGGAUUACAUUUACAUUUUACAUGAAGAGGAGGAGUCAAUCCAGUUGUUUGACUUACACAGGAGAGCAGUGGACCAGGCCUUGAAGAGUGAGAAUGGACACCUGGACCUGUUCCUCCGCUUCCUUCUGGGUCUCUCACUGGAGUCCAAUCAGAAUCUGUUACGAGGCCUUCUGACACAGACAGGAAGUACAACACAGAGCAAUGAGGAAACAGUUGAGAGAACAGUCAGGUACCUUUCAGACAACAUCAAAUGGGAAUCCUCACCAGAAAGGAUCAUCAACUUGUUCCACUGUCUGAAUGAACUUGGUGCCAACUCUCUAGUUGAAGAAAUGCAAACCUCCCUGCGAUCAGGAACUCUUUCAGAAACAGAGCUAGAACCUCACCAAUGUUCAGCCCUGGCCUACCUGUUACUGAUGUCAGAGGAGGUGCUGGAGGAGUUUGACCUGAAGACAUACACCACAUCAGAGGAAGGUUAUCAGAGGUUGCUGCCGGUAGUGAAAACCUGCAAGAGAGCACGACUGGAUCGCUGUGACCUCACAUAUGAAUCCUGUGAGACUCUGGCUUCAGCUCUGCAGACACCAAACUCCCCCCUGAGAGAACUGGACCUCAGCUACAAUACCAGUUCACUCUGCAACAUACAGACACUAGUACUGUCUGGCUGUAAACUCACAUAUGAAUCCUGUGAGACUCUGGCUUCAGCUCUGCAGACACCAAACUCCCCCCUGAGAGAACUGGACCUCAGCUACAAUGACCUGGGAGACAGAGGAGUGGAGCUGCUCUGUGUUGGACUAACCAGUCCACUCUGCAACAUACAGACACUAGUUCUAGGUCAGUGUGGUCUGACAGAGGGUUGCUGUUCAGAUCUGGCCUCAGUCCUGAGUUCACCCAACUCACAACUGAAACAACUGGAGCUGAGAGACAAUGACCUGCAGGACUCAGGAGUUACACUGCUGUCUGCUGGACUGGAGGAUCCAGACUGUAAACUACACACACUGGGUCUGUCUGGCUGUCUGGUCACAGAGGAGGGCUGUGCUGCUCUGUCUUCAGCUCUGAGGUCAAUCCCCUCCCACCUGAAAGAGCUGGACCUGAGCUACAAUCACCCAGGAGACUCUGCAGGGGGACUGCUUUCAGCUGCUCUGGUGGAUCCCACAGAUAAACUGAUGAAGCUGAAUGUGGAUCAUGGUGGAGAGUUCAGGCUGAAACCAGGGCUGAGGAAAUAUGCCUGUCAUAUCAACCUGGACCCAAAUACAGCAAACCCAAACCUGAUACUGUCUGAGGGGAACAGGAAGGUGACACGGGUGGAGGAGAAGCAGCAUUAUGAAGACCAUCCAGACAGAUUUGACCAUCAUCCCCAAGUUCUCUGCAGAGAAGUCUUAUCUGGAUCUCGUUAUUACUGGGAGGUGGAGAUGGAUGGUGACAUUUCUCAUAUUGGUGUGGUGUACAAAGGAAUGCAGAGGAAGGGAGAGAUGGAGGAUGACAGUUGGAUUGGAGCCAAUAGGAAGUCCUGGUGUUUAUUCUGCUAUGACAGUGGUUAUCACUUUCACCAUGCUGGAGUCAUCAGAUCCAUCCCUGGUCCUGUUUCUAACAGCGUUGGAGUGUGUCUGGACUGGCCAGCUGGUACUUUGUCCUUCUAUAGCGUGUCCUCCUCUGGUACACUGACACACCUUUACACAGAACACACCACAUUCACUGAACCCCUCUAUCCUGGGUUUGGGUUUGGGGUUUACUCCUCCUCCUCAGUGACCCUGUGUCAGAUAGAUGACCAACACAUUCAAAGAGACCAUGGUGGAGAGUGUUGUAUCAAGCACAGGACACCCAAAGGGCGUUAUGAGUGCACAGUGUCUGGGCUCCGCUGGGUGUGUGACAGAGAUGUCAUUCUGAAGUAUCACUUCAGGAACUGGGAACCCUACAGUCAACUUCUGAAAGACAUGCAGUACGGACAAGGUGGUCCAUUGCUGGACAUCACUAUGGAGUUAGGGACCAACCCUUCCCUGAGGAAUGAGAUGAAGAUUCUUCAUGUAGAGGAACAUGGAGUGUCUGUUGAGGAAGUGCAUGAGGUCACCAGAUUCCAUGCUAAGAUUCUCCAUCCCAAGUUCUCAGCUAUCUCUGUUAUACUGAGCUAUAUCUUUUUUGGAACGUAG
This is a messenger RNA of Coregonus clupeaformis (lake whitefish), 3696 nucleotides long. RefSeq names its product NACHT, LRR and PYD domains-containing protein 3-like. NCBI's taxonomy places the organism in Eukaryota, Metazoa, Chordata, Actinopteri, Salmoniformes, Salmonidae. The transcript is spliced from 13 exons. The coding region runs from base 16 to 3696 and encodes 1226 amino acids. Gene Ontology annotation, molecular function: protein binding. The record is from RefSeq and is a predicted model, not a curated record.